This is a messenger RNA of Nomascus leucogenys (northern white-cheeked gibbon), 3057 nucleotides long. RefSeq names its product protein kinase C and casein kinase substrate in neurons 3 (gene PACSIN3). The record is from RefSeq and is a predicted model, not a curated record. The transcript has 11 exons. Gene Ontology annotation, cellular component: endosome; cytoplasm; plasma membrane. Gene Ontology annotation, biological process: regulation of endocytosis; cytoskeleton organization; plasma membrane tubulation. Lineage: Eukaryota; Metazoa; Chordata; Mammalia; Primates; Hylobatidae. Gene Ontology annotation, molecular function: protein binding; phospholipid binding. Bases 1374 to 2648 code for a protein of 424 amino acids.
CUCCCUGGCCCUGCCUCCUCUCGCUUUGGCUGCGCCACCCCCUCCCCCAGCCUCCUGACCUCCUGGCUGGCUCUGGCUUCUGGUUCCAGCCCCUCUAACCUCGCUGCCCCUCUUCGGACCAGCCGACUGACCACCCCACUCUGUCCUCAAAUCCUAGGGACGCGGGCGCACCGGGAGGGGCCGCCCGGGGAAGAAGCCCUUGGGCACAGCCUGUGACUCAGGUUCCACGGAUGGGCCAGGCAGAAUGGCUGAGCUCCCUCCCAGGGGCAAGCCCCCAGCUUCUGGAAGGGGUUGGGGCUGGUCUGGGGCCGGGUACCUUCAGGCCUUAGGUAGGGAGAGUGGGUCUUCCCUGAACCAGGGACUUCCUACCUUGGCCCGUGCAGCUGCAAGGAGACCCUGCCAAGCCCAGGAAGACCUCUCGGAGCCGAACGUGCUGGCUCCCGGGGCUGGGAAGAUUGCAUUACCUGCUUUCUGAGCUCUUGCCUGCGGUGGGGACUGAUUUGGGUCUCUGCUGAGCUCAGGAGGCACAGGGUGCCAACCUGCUCAAUAGGGGCCAAGGUGCAAGCCCCCCCACCACCACAGAGGUCAGGCUGGGGCUGCGGGGCCUGGCUGCACCCGGGGCUUGGGCCUGUGUUUGCUCUGGGAGGCCGGAGGGAGCUGUGCCAGCCCGGUACACACAGCUUGCUCUGUUCUGGGGCCAGAGAGAGGGAAGGGGUGGAGGGCAGCGCUCUGGGGAGCAGGGAACCCGGAGGCUGGAACAGGCAAGGGGCCCAGGCUCCUGAGGCUGCACUGGGGCGGCUCCAGAGCGCCGUGAUUCAUGGCGGCAGCUCUCUUUCUCUCCAUCGCCCUGCCAGGUCCUUGUUGGGCAGACAGGACAGACUCCAGAGGGAACCAAGUGAUGAGCUUGCGAGGCCCCUGGUGGACACCUCCAUUGCCUGGGUCUCCGCGGAGCCCCUAGCUCUGUCUCCUGUUAGCAGAGGGGGAAGCCCACUUGCACCAAGCAUUCCCACAGCUGCUGGAGUGGGCGUGUUUCCCGCGCUCCAGGUGGACAUCGCUUGUUUUCUCACUUAACUAAUUAUUGCUGAUUCCAGCGCGUGGGGACACACAAAUCAGAAUGCCGGAAGCCUCUGUCAGUGACUGAAGAUAGACACUGUCCUGUCAGCCACAACUCCAUGGGUUAUACACCCUGGCUGGAGGGUCACCGGGGCUACAGGAGCAAGGACAGAGGAACAGGGGAAGUGACUGAGGAGAAGAUGCCUUAAUUGGAGGCAGAGUCACGGUGGCAGCAUUGGGAGUUGGACACCCGGGUCCCUGAAGUGAUCUCUAGGCCCCAGAGCCCCAAAUCCGCCAUCAUUCCGUGCUGCGGGGACACCAUGGCUCCAGAAGAGGACGCUGGAGGGGAGGCCUUAGGGGGCAGUUUCUGGGAGGCUGGCAACUACAGGCGCACGGUACAGCGGGUGGAGGACGGGCACCGGCUGUGCGGGGACCUGGUCAGCUGCUUCCAGGAGCGCGCCCGCAUCGAGAAGGCUUAUGCCCAGCAGUUGGCUGACUGGGCCCGAAAGUGGAGGGGGACCGUGGAGAAGGGCCCCCAGUAUGGCACACUGGAGAAGGCCUGGCAUGCCUUUUUCACGGCAGCUGAGCGGCUGAGCGCGCUGCACCUGGAGGUGCGGGAGAAGCUGCAAGGGCAGGACAGUGAGCGGGUGCGCACCUGGCAGCGGGGGGCUUUCCACCGGCCUGUGCUGGGCGGCUUCCGCGAGAGCCGGGCGGCCGAGGACAGCUUCCGCAAGGCCCAGAAGCCCUGGCUGAAGAGGCUGAAGGAGGUUGAGGCUUCCAAGAAAAGCUACCACGCAGCCCGGAAGGACGAGAAGACCGCCCAGACGAGGGAGAGCCACGCGAAGGCAGACAGCGCCGUCUCCCAGGAGCAGCUGCGCAAACUGCAGGAACGGGUGGAGCGUUGUGCCAAGGAGGCCGAGAAGACGAAAGCUCAGUAUGAGCAGACGCUGGCAGAGCUGCAUCGCUACACUCCACGCUACAUGGAGGACAUGGAACAGGCCUUUGAGACCUGCCAGGCCGCCGAGCGCCAGCGGCUUCUUUUCUUCAAGGAUAUGCUGCUCACCUUACACCAGCACCUGGACCUUUCCAGCAGUGCGAAGUUCCAUGAACUCCACCGUGACUUGCACCAGGGCAUCGAGGCAGCCAGUGAUGAAGAGGAUCUGCGCUGGUGGCGCAGCACCCACGGGCCAGGCAUGGCCAUGAACUGGCCACAGUUCGAGGAGUGGUCCCUGGACACACAGAGGACAAUCAGCCGGAAGGAGAAGGGUGGCCGGAGCCCUGAUGAGGUUACCCUGACCAGCAUUGUGCCCACAAGAGAUGGCACCGCACCCCCACCCCAGUCCCCGGGGUCCCCAGGCACGGGGCAGGAUGAGGAGUGGUCAGAUGAAGAGAGUCCCCGGAAGGCUGCCACUGGGGUUCGGGUGAGGGCACUCUAUGACUAUGCUGGCCAGGAAGCUGAUGAGCUGAGCUUCCGAGCAGGGGAGGAGCUGCUGAAGAUGAGUGAGGAGGACGAGCAGGGCUGGUGCCAAGGCCAGUUGCAGAGUGGCCGCAUUGGCCUGUACCCUGCCAACUACGUGGAGUGUGUGGGCGCCUGAGUGUCCUGACAGCCCUUCUGCGACGUUUACCCGCCCUGGGUCAGAGCCCAGCUUCUCCUGGAGAGCCGGACCCUCAGGGCCCUGAACCGUGGCUCUCCGGCUGCUCCUCUGUCCCUUGAGGGAGGAAGUCCUGGGACCCAGGGAGGGGAGGGGCCUUUGUCUAGGGAAGGGACUGGUAGGGAAGGGACGAGUCUAGGCUGAGGGCAAGAUGGGAGGUCAGAGGUGACAGAAGGGUUCAGGGGUGCCUGGGCCUCCCCAGGAGCUGUGGACUCAGUUCCUGACCUCUGCUUUGGGGUUCCUGGGGUGGGCUAGGGGUGAGUGUCGUUCCGGCCUAGCAGCACCCUCUUGUGGCUUGUUCUAGCGUGUAUUAAAACUUGACACACACACACAAAAACAAACAAAAACACCA